Molecule: messenger RNA, 1260 nt
Organism: Elephantulus edwardii (Cape elephant shrew)
Lineage: Eukaryota; Metazoa; Chordata; Mammalia; Macroscelidea; Macroscelididae
Gene: SNAP47
Product: synaptosomal-associated protein, 47kDa
Exons: 4
Coding region: 1-1260 (419 amino acids)
Biological process (GO): synaptic vesicle fusion to presynaptic active zone membrane; synaptic vesicle priming; exocytosis
Cellular component (GO): plasma membrane; SNARE complex
Molecular function (GO): SNAP receptor activity; syntaxin binding
Source: RefSeq, a predicted model, not a curated record
AUGAGCAGAGACAUCUGUAUUCACACUUGGCCAUGCUCCUACUAUUUAGAAUCUGAGAAACGAUGGUUCCCUGGAAAACUUUCAUUAACUUCUCUUUCACUAAAAUUUAUCACUGAUAAAGCUGGCACAAUUCUUGUUAACUUUCCUCUUUCUAGUAUAAUUGAGAUAAAAAAAGAAGCUUCCCAUUUUAUCUUCAGUUCCAUCACCAUCCUGGAAAAGGACCAUAUUAAGCACUGGUUUAGUUCCUUACAACCUAGUCGGAAUGCAGUUUUCAAUAUCAUUGAGCAUUUCUGGAGAGAGCUGCUGUUGUCUCAGCCAGGAGCUGCUGUUCAGGCAUCCUCCUCCACCAUGACCAAAGGGAAGGAACUGACUGGUUUGAUGGCAUGUUCCCAGAAGCGUUUGGAAGAUACAGCAAAAGUUCUUCACCAUCAGGGUGAGCAGUUUGACAAUAUCAUGAAAGGACUAGACAAGAUUGAAUCUGACCUGGAUGUGGCUGACAGAUUACUGACAGAACUGGAGUCUCCUUCUUGGUGGCCUUUUAGUUCCAAGUUAUGGAAGACAUCAGAAACAAAGCCCAAGGAAAGUGCCUCAACACCUAGCUCUGAGGCUUUUGGAAAAGAAGGGAUCAUUAUCAAAAUUCCUGCUAUUAUUUCCCAAAGAACAGAGUCUCAUGUUAAACCAGGAAAGCUUAUUGUCCUUGUUUCUGGCUUGGAAGUCCAUGACUCAAAUUCUUUGCUUAUGCACAGAUUUGAAAGAGAUGAUGUAGAUGAUAUUAAAGUUCACACGCCUUAUGAAGUUAGUAUACGCCAGAGAUUUAUUGGGAAGCCAGACAUAGCUUAUCGCUUGAUAUCUGCCAAAAUGCCAGAAGUUAUCCCAAUUUUAGAAGUACAGUUCAGCAAGAAGAUUGAGUUUUUAGAAGAUGCCUUGAUGCUCAGAAGCACUAAAGCCUCUUCCCCAGCAGAAAAGGGCUUUUCAGCCUGGCAUACAGCAUCUGGGCUGAUGGACCGCGUGAUGCACUGUGAGCCCUCCCCAGGAAGCCAAGAAGGAGGGCAGACCCAGCUGCAGAUGAGUGAGCAGUUCCUUUCCAAGGAAGAAGCCCAAGAGCUGAGACAGAUCCUCGGGAAGCUAAAGAGUCUCGCCUUGGACACAGAGAUGGAGCUGGAGAGACAGGAUGAGGCUCUGGAUAACAUCACCUCGUCUGUGGACCGCGCAGCCCUAACUAUUGACAAGCACAACCGACGGAUGAAAAAACUGACAUAG